This is a messenger RNA of Anarrhichthys ocellatus (wolf-eel), 2841 nucleotides long. It is a transcript of the gene clta, whose product is annotated as clathrin, light chain A. Lineage: Eukaryota; Metazoa; Chordata; Actinopteri; Perciformes; Anarhichadidae. The record is from RefSeq and is a predicted model, not a curated record. The transcript is spliced from 6 exons. Gene Ontology annotation, biological process: intracellular protein transport; clathrin-dependent endocytosis. Gene Ontology annotation, molecular function: structural molecule activity; clathrin heavy chain binding. Gene Ontology annotation, cellular component: clathrin coat of trans-Golgi network vesicle; plasma membrane; synaptic vesicle membrane. The coding region runs from base 98 to 715 and encodes 205 amino acids.
AUAUUUGCAGUCUUUCCUUCCGUUGAGCCAGCUAGUCAGUUUCGGUCCACACCUGCACACAGCCUCUCAUCUUUAUCCUCCCACAAGUACUCACAACAUGGAUGAUUUUGACAUGCUGAACGCGCCCCCCGCUGGAAACGGUGUUGGCUCGGAUGAAGAUCCCGCUGCUGCGUUUUUGGCCCAGCAGGAGAGCGAAAUCGCGGGGAUUGAAAAUGACGAAGGCUUCAGCAUCCUGGACAGCGGAGAGGUCCCCUCGUCGCUGGGAGACUCUACCGAUGGUGCCGUCAACGGAGAGCUUCAUGGGGAAAGCAACGGUCCAUCUGACGCCUAUGCAGCAAUUUCCAGUGCAGACCGGCUGCAGGCCGAACCUGAAAGCCUACGCAAGUGGAGGGAGGAGCAAGGCGAGCGGCUGGAGUUGCUAGAUCAAAACUCUCUGACGCAGGAGUCAGAGUGGAAGGAGAAAGCCAAGGUAGAGCUGGAAGAGUGGCACGCCAGGCAGAACGAGCAGCUGGAGAAAACCAAAACCAAUAACAGGGUGCUGGAUGAAGACUUCUACAAGCAGCCCUUCUCUGAGCUCAUUGGUUAUGUGUAUGUUGCUCCAACUAACAUCCUCCCUUCUCAUGUUUUCUUUAUUUACCCCCCCCCCCCCCCUCCCCCUCCCCCUCCAUUGUCAUCAACUCCGAGCAUCCAACCAUUGCCAUCAUCUCAUUACUAGUUCGGGCAGUGUUGACAUUUUUUAGUUCCAUGUUCAUGUUUGAACUACUUUGAUUUGGGAUUUUGUUACAUGCUUCAACUAGCUUUGUCUUUCUUUUUGAAAUGUCAACCACAGUAAUAAUUAUUCCCCCAUAUGUCUGCAUGUCAUCUGUGAGUGGAUGCCUGUCAGGAAGUUAUCCGUAAAGAGAAUGACUGCAUGCCACUUCACCUCCACGCUCCUCAGUCCCAUCCGUGGAAAUGAAAUGAAUCCUUUCAUGACCAGACCUCAUCCGUUUCCAUGUCCGUACUCUUUUCCUGCUUCACUUCAGCCAAAGUUCCCAACGAUUAACGCUUGCUUACAUUAAUUGUAUGAAGUGUUUUGUUUCUACUUAACACCUUUUUAUUUCUCUCCCCAAAUUAAUCUUCAAAAUAUGCUAUUCAGGAGUAGGAUGCGUAUAGAUUUGUUUGAAGCAAGUGUGUUUUACUAAUUGGACUCGUUUGUUUGGGUAAACCUGACAUCACCUAAACUUGUUGUUUAUAAAAUAAGAUAUUAUUUCACUAAACAAUGUGCAGAGUUGGCAUUGUUUUUGGUGACAAUUCCUUCCUCUGAAAGUAACUUCCCAUAUUCCCAGCCCUAGCCACUCGGUUAUGUAAAGACGAGGGCUAUGCGCAGAACAGGAUAGUGCCAAACUGUGUGACGGUCAAGUUGUAUUCCUUUUAUUUGGACUUUUAAUUAGAGGAUUAUCUGCAAGCUUCAGAAACUCCAUUUGAUAUCUUGUUUUGCCUUUUUAAGAAUAUUUUACAUUUAUAUAGCCUGCAGGAAGGUCAUAAAUGGUUUAGGGACAUUUUUCUUUCUGUAUUAUUUUGGUUCCUCAGUUUCCAGGUAGCAUUAAACGGUUCAGAUUUUGGGUUUCUUAAGCCUGCAGAUAUACUUGACUUGUGAUAUUGAGUCCAGCACUCACUAUCUCUCUUUCCUCUCGCUCAGAGAAAAUGCACAGCAAAGACUUAAUUGAAAGCACCAUUGGUCAUAUCAUGGUUACACAACUGCUUCAAACUGAACUGUGUUCAUGCUUCAGAAUGUCAGCUGCUCCGUAGCUACUGCUGUACGACACGAUGGCGUGCUAAUUGCCCCAGCUAGCUGGCCAAUGAGCCGAGCUGUGCAGCCUUUGGUUUUGCUCGAAAAUGACUAUUGAGCAGCCAUUAGGCUGCAUUGUGGUGUGCAUGCUUUUUAAAAAUUGUUAUUAUUCAUCAGGUUUGGUUUCCAGGUUCAAGGAGAGACCAAACCUGUAGCAGUAAUAAACAUAAAAAGUACAUAGCUGAAAGCUAUCACAUUUUCCCUGGUAAACAUCUUUAUUUCUAGUUCUUUCAUCAGCUUGCUCGUUGAGCUCGAUUCAUUACAUUUUCACUGUAUUUGUAAAUUAAUAGACCUGAACAUGUUUUGAAUGCCUCGCGGUAUAAAGAGUUUGUCUCAUGAUUAGGAAAAGGGGUAUUUUACUGUGUUUUUCAAUAGCCAGUUUUUUUUUUAAAUUAUUCAUAUUUUGAUUAAGUGCACACCUCAAUGCAGUUUAUGCAGCGUAUUAUUCCCUUUUAUAUGUGGGAUUGUUGGUGUAGAAUGAACCUUUAUCACACAUCUUGUUAGUGUGAGACUGAGGGGGACUCCAUUUCUAAGCAUUCAGUCGGAACAAAAAGGCUUGUGUGAUGUGAAUACCACUUCCCACACAAAUGUUGGGAAUUAAAAAAUGUGACGAGAAUGAAUGCACCUGAACAAUGCCUACUAACGUCUGGGGGGAGUGGGAGCUGCAAAUGUUGUUAAAUGAAUUGCGUUAAUGUCUUGAAACAAGGUAAUCUUGCUCGUAGGUGAGCUCUUGAACAUUAGUUAAAAAAUCAACACAGUUGUGUGAGUGUGAGACAGAAAUAUAGCAUAAAGCAAAAAUGUCUUUUCCACUCACCAAACCAAAGGCUGCACAUCAGAAUAAUUCUGAACACUGUUGAAGAAAAAAAGAUGACAUUUAAAAAAUGGUCGCUUUUGCAUGCUGGCUUUCAACAUCUGCAUUAAGCUCAUUUUUGUUGUCUUUCAUUUCCCCCCCCCCCCCCCCUCUCUCUCUUUCUCUUCUAAAUUCUGACUUGUGAAACUGUUUCUCCCUGUUU